This is a messenger RNA of Ostertagia ostertagi, 537 nucleotides long. NCBI's taxonomy places the organism in Eukaryota, Metazoa, Nematoda, Chromadorea, Rhabditida, Trichostrongylidae. The record is from the annotation of a GenBank genome assembly.
GAGCUGGAGAAUGAGAACUGGUAUCACGGUGCUCUUCCCCUGGAAGACGUUAUUUGCCUGAUAGCUGAAAGUGGUGAUUUUCUACUAAGAGCGCUCGAUGCAGAAGGAGGACGAGGUCCAGUGCCUUGCUUAACGGUGCGGGUAGAAAAGCACAUCAAAGACUAUCCGAUCCACGUAGUUCAACAAAGAAAUAUGCCAUUCUUCACGAUAGAUGGUGUCAAUAAAGCACCUUCUGCGAUUGCCAUAGUGCAAAAACACUUCAGCGAGAGAAUUCCGGUUGCUGGUCAAGCAAUGCUUAUGAGACCGAUCCCAAAACAAGCAUGGGAGCUCUCAAAGGACAAAAUAAGACUGGAUUCAAAAAUUGGUGAAGGAGCAUUCGGUGAAGUAUGGAAAGGAACGUUGAGGCACUUCACGAUGAACCUCCAAGUUGCUAUCAAAGUGACAAAAGUCAAGGAAGAAAACAAGGCUCUGAUGCAAGAAAUGCACAAAGAAGCGCGACUGAUGCGACAGUACAAGCAUUUGUACGGAAUUACAUGA